Molecule: messenger RNA, 2439 nt
Organism: Carcharodon carcharias (great white shark)
Lineage: Eukaryota; Metazoa; Chordata; Chondrichthyes; Lamniformes; Lamnidae
Exons: 5
Coding region: 648-1421 (257 amino acids)
Source: RefSeq, a predicted model, not a curated record
AAGAGGAGAGAAUGGGCAGCGUGGGUGGGCUCUCUGAUUGACGUCUCUCACAGCCAAUCCAAAUAUUUCUGGAGUAACAUGAGUUUCCUGAAGCUUGGGAAACUGACCGGUGAAACGGAGGCAACUUUGAGCAGCAGAUCAGGUGGGAUUUAAACUUGUCAUUGUCGCAUCUGAAUAAAACCUCACUUAUUGCAGCUGCUGUCUCAGUUCCCCCGGUAAACAUUUGACAGGUUUCUGGUGUGAGAAUAACAUUCUUCAUCCUCGGAGACUUUCAAACUGACAACAUCAGUGUGGGAUGUGUAGCCUCGGAUGUGUUUGACAGCAGAUCAGAAGAGGAAGACCCACAGCAUCCAAGGCAGCGAUGACGUGCAGUGGUGGGAUCAGUGCAUUCACAGUCCCUACAGGAAGUGAACCAGUUGUGGAAGAGGAAGAGGAGAGAAUGAGCAGAGUGGGUGGGCUCUCUGAUUGACAUCUCUCACAGCCAAUCCAAAUAUUUCUGGAGUAACAUGAGUUUCCGGAAGCUUGGGAAACUGACCGGUGAAAUGGAGGUGACUUUGAGCAGCAGAUCAGGCACGCAGCCAACUCCAGCACGCGCCUGCCAAAUGAAAUAUCACAAGGCUGCACAAUGAAGUCGGGAUGCACACCUGAUGUCAUCGUGCGUCAUUUUACGCUUGGCACACACCCACACACCAAGCAAGAUGGCAGUGCAGGAGAUUGUGCAGAGGACGAGAAGUCAGAAUUUCUCGGAUGAGGAAAAGAACAUUCUCCUCACUGAGGUGGAAGCGAGACAGAACUGCAUCCUAGGAGGUGGAAAGGUGAAACCGCCAAAGAAAGUGCAGUCCAUUGCCUGGAAGGAAGUAGCAACUGUAGUCAGCACGAAUAGCACAGUGCGACGGACGGUGGAUCAACGCAGGAAGAAACUUCAUGAUUUGGUGUGUGCUGCCGGGAUAGAGGUGUCUAUGGACGCAUCAGAUGGUGAUGGAGAAGAGUUGGCAGCAGCAUCUGAGAUUCCUGAAAGGGGCGAUGAGGAAGGGAUUGUGAUGAAUAUCUCACAGCAAUGUGGAACAGCAGCUGCAGCAGAGGAGGGAGAGGAGUGUCAGGAGAGUAAGAUGUCUGAGUUGGAGGAUAGUGUUGGUGACACUGCAAUAGUAAAGGUAAAUGAUCUGGUUUGUGAGGAGGGGGAGGCCUGUGAUGUUAUGGCUGCUGUGGUGGAGGGAGGGCUCUCAGAAUCUUCAGGAGUGGGGAACCUGCGGCUUUGGGAGAAGGAGCUCUGCCAUCUCCACGAGCACACGGACAUCAAGCCCAUGCUGGUGGUGAAGAAAAGGAAGAUGAUCCGAAGCAUCUUGAGCACUUAUAUCAGAAACAGGUUCAAAGUACUAAGAGUUUUCAGGCCACUUCUAACUUGCUUCAACAAACUUUGACUGAAUUUAAAACAGAUGUUAGCCAGAAUCUGCAAAGGAACAAUGAGAUUCUUCAGCAGCAAAAUGAGCUUCUUUGUCAGCUUCUGCAAAGAAGCAAUGAGACUUUGAAUGAAAUGAGGCAGAUUCUGGCUCAGAUUGUAGUGCCUGCACUUUCUGGCCAGCAGCAGCCCAGUGUGGAGACAUCUGCUGCUGGGCAUGUCUCUGGCACGAAAGAGGUCACGCACCAGGAACGGAGGAGAUGCGGAAGGAAUUAGGAUCCCUCCCUCCAAUACUAACUUCUCGACCUCAAUGUCCUCCCUCCUUUUUUAUUGUGAGUGUAAGAAAUUGGGGUCUUCAAUAAACAGGUAUUUUCUUUAUAGUAUAGAACUUUUGAGAUUAGCUGAACAGCAUUGAUUCUCUUUCUGGAAAGAAAAUUUCUAAACACUUUGUUCUAAACAGUCCCUGGAAAUGGCAAGGUCACUUGGUUCAGGCUGCCAUGUUGACAUUCCUAAAUUAGCAUCUUGUGUAACCCCUUAUCUAUACAAAUGUUUAGAAAGGGCCAGGAAAUGACCCUCAGCAGGAUGUAAACUACAAAGCUGACCUUGAGCAGGGUGACAAACAGGGCAGGUGGUAACCAUCCUGACAGUUUGGAUACCGACCUGUUUCCAUUGGUCAGAAGUGUUUGAAUAGAAGAUUGACACUGGGUAAGCUACCCGAUCCCAGAAAAGGGUAUAUUAACAACUGCUCAGAGACAGGAGGCAGUGUGGGGCUGGAGAAGUGGCAGUGCUCAUCAAGAAGUCGUCGACUUCAAAUGGAAGAGGAAGAAGAAGAGGAGGAGGAGGAAGACUGAAGGAAGAGUUUCCCAACACUUCGACUAGAGAGCAGGAUACUGGUAUCACAAGCUACUGCGAUCAACCCAGUCUGUUCGUCCUUUGGGAUCAGUAAACUGCCCUCAGCUGUUACAGGUCUAUACUUUUUUCUGUCUAAUUAGUCAAUACAUCAUAUCUAAACUGUUGCUUCUUAAUAAACUUAAAAUUGC